Molecule: messenger RNA, 2015 nt
Organism: Cuscuta campestris
Lineage: Eukaryota; Viridiplantae; Streptophyta; Magnoliopsida; Solanales; Convolvulaceae
Source: the annotation of a GenBank genome assembly
CCAGCAGCAGAUUGAUCGCCAACUGUUGGCACAUACAACAACCAUGCAAACCCUAAAUUACACCAAAGAGCAGCUCCAGCAGAGGUGCGAGGCGCUGUUCACCCGUCUCGAAAAAACCCCAGGCCCUGGUGGUACACCGGCGCGCAUGGGUGGAGGCGGCGGGCCAGAGCCGCUCCCUUUUACGUCCAGAUUGAAGCUUGAGAUGCCUAAAACCGAUGGUACAGAUCCGUUGGGGUGGUUGUUCAAAGAGCAUGAAUACUUCGUCUUCUACGGGGUUACGGACGAGGCACGCGUGCCGGCGGUAUCGCUCAUGCUUGACGGGCCGGCUUUGGAUUGGUUUCGUUGGCGACAACGGAACAACCUUGUCCAUACUUGGGCCGAUUUUGUCUCCCAAUUCAAGCUUCACUUUGAUCCCUUGAGUUACGUGGAUUAUUUUGGUCUUCUCUCUAAAGUUCGUCAAACCGGGACGGUUUUGGAAUAUCAACAGGCUUUUGAAAAGGUGUUGGUUAAUGUGACUGCCAAACCCACGGCCCCUGCCCAGGCCGCCCCUCUGUUGCCCUCUCCAGGAGUGAAACCGCCGCCACCUGCCACCACUACGGCAGGUCUGCUAGUUCGACGUCUGUCCUACGCUGAGAGAAAGGCUCGUGAUGCCAAAGGUCUUUGUUAUAACUGCGAUGAAAAAUGGGUCAAAGGCCAUAGUUGCGGCCGUUUUUUGCUCUUACUAGAGGAUGAGAAGGACGACGAAGCUCUGUCACCAGUCGAGGAUACGAUGCUUUCGGCAGAUGUCUCAUCGCUCCAUAGUUUGGUCACGGUUCACCGGUCCUUACGCCUUUCGGGUAUGCUCGGUGUCGUGGUUGUGGACAUCUUAAUCGAUGGGGGCAGCACUCAUAAUUUUUUCCACCCAUCGCUUGUUUCUUGUGCCCAGCUACCAGUCACAGACAUUCCUCCCUUCCGGGUGUAUGUCGGCAACGGCAAAUCCUUACUCUGUACGCGGCAAUGCCUCAAUGUGUCUCUUCUUUUGCAGGGUUUUCAUUUUACAGUGGAUGUUUAUGUGUUGCCAAUCCACGGACCCGAUAUGGUAUUGGGUGUUCAAUGGCUACAAUUGUUGGGUCGGGUUACCCAUGACUAUGCAAACUUGGUAAUGGAGUUCACGUGGCAGGACAAGGCCAUUAGCUUGCGCGGUGAUCCUAUAUCUCCAAAACCAGUGUCUCUGCACCACUUGAAUGGCCUGUGUACCGGCCAUCACAUUGCCGCAUGCUACGAACUCUUGAUUUCACCAAAGCCGGAUGGUGCGCCUGCCGAAGGGGAGCAUUGGCCGACAGAUUUACCGGAUGACAUCGAACAGGUCUUACGCCAGCAACACUCCGUCGUCCGGCGCUCGUCUCACAAAUUAUCCCUGCGUUUCUACUGCCCAUUUGAGGUACUGGAGAGAAUUGGGCCCGUGGCUUACCGUUUGAAGUUACCCGAGCCAUCGCGCGUUCAUCCCAUCUUCCAUGUUUCCGUGUUGCGUCAUUUUCGACGAGGUACUAACACGGCCCCAACCUUACCUCUGCCGUUGGAAUUGGUGGACGGCCAAACCCCUUCUGUCCCCGUGAAGGUUCUUGGCAGGCGGCGUAUUUUGCGUCCUGGUACCCCCGUCGAUCAAUGCUUGGUGGAAUGGAGUGACGGGGGGGUGGCGGACGCCACUUGGGAGCCGACCGAAGUUAUCCACCAAAAUUUCCCCACUCUUCACCUUGAGGACAAGGUGGUUUCUGAUGGGCGGGAGAGUGUUAUGGACUCGACACAUCAAGAGGAGCCACCAGUUAGGAGGAGCGCACAGACCAGACAACCACCGGGGUGGCAACGCGAGUUCGAGAUGCAUUAGUUAAUUACUUUACCUUAUUUUAUUAUUUUUAAUGUAUCAUAGAUUUUCUUAGGUGAGCGAAUUAUAAGCUCCUUCGAGGGUUUCUUUACGGUUCUUUACCUCGUCGCUUUUCUUGAACCGUCAGGAUAGAUAACGUAGUUUAGGUAUGGGG